Psylliodes chrysocephalus is the source of this 1815-nucleotide messenger RNA. NCBI's taxonomy places the organism in Eukaryota, Metazoa, Arthropoda, Insecta, Coleoptera, Chrysomelidae. The record is from the annotation of a GenBank genome assembly.
AUGAGUUCAAAUUCUGAAAGUGAAGUGGAAAUACCAAAAAAGAGAAAAAAAGGCUCUAUACACAGUGAAUGUUAUAAGAGAAAUAUAAUUAAAAAGGCAAAACUACGUGGUUUACAACACACUAAUUAUGCUGGCAAAAAUAUCCCGGCCAAAGACAUUGCUGGUGAUAACUGUUGCUCUCGGAAAAAAUGUUUAAGCCUUUUUCGUGAGAUCGAAAAAUGUAACAUGCUUCAAUUAUUUAACGAAAUGGAUUCAAAAGAUCAACAAGACUUGCACUUGCAAAGACUCCUGGAAAUACAUAAUGUUUCUCGAAAAAGGGGAAAAAUAAAUGCUGUCAGAAACAAACCAAAGUCUUUAACCGUUAAAUACUUUGUACUUAAUGAAAAAGAAAGAAUUGAAGUAUGCAAAAAUGCUUUCUUAUCAAUUUACGGGGUAUCGAAGAAGCGUUGCGAACGGCUUGUUUUCCUAUUAAAAAAUAAUAAAAGUCCACGAGAUAUGCGUGGCAAAAACGUUAGUGGAAAUGCAAUAGCAGGGCACAUCAUUGCAAACAUUCGUAGUCAUAUUGAAUCUUAUCCUGUGAAAAUCUCACAUUAUACAAGUAAAGAAGUUCGAUACUUGGACAGUAAGUUGUCAGUAAAAUUAAUGUAUGAAAUGUUCAGUCAGAAGCACCCAGAUAAUAAAAUUUCAUAUAAAUUUUUUUGGACCUAUUUUAAAGAAAAUUAUGAUUUGAAAUUUGGCAGACCAGCAAAAGAUACAUGUCCUACUUGCGAGGAGCUCAAUGCAAAAAUUAAAAGUGAAACUUUAAACGAGGGUGCCAAAAGAGUAGCAGUUGCUGAACUUCUUAUUCAUAAACGUCGCAGCAAAAAAUUUUAUACAGCCUUAAAUUCAACAAAAACAUUAAGUGAAGAAAAUGAUGAUAUUCUAUCCAUUAGCAUUGAUUAUAUGGCUAAUGUUUCAUUGCCGCAAAUUCCUGUGCAGGAUGAUCUUUACUAUUUCCGUCAACUUACAGUAUGUACUUUCGGAAUCCACAAUUUAAAAACAAAAAAUAUGACUUGCUAUGUAUACCAUGAAGGAGUGGCAGGCAAAGGAGCAAAUGAUGUAUGUUCCUUUUUAAAGCAUUACUUUGACCAAGAUAAAGAGCAUACAUUUAAAAAACUCCACAUUUUCUGUGACAACUGUUGCGGACAAAAUAAGAAUAACACAAUGGUUCGAUUUUUAAUGAGUUUAGUGGAACUUAAAAGAUUUGAGGAGAUACAAAUUUACUUUCCUCUGAGAGGUCAUUCGUUUAUGCCAUGCGACCGUGACUUCGGUUUAAUCAAAAGGCAACUUAACAAACAUGAAAGAUAUUAUACAGUCCAGGAAUAUAUCGAAAUAAUCACGAAGGCUUCAAAGGAUCCACAAAAAUUCUCAAUUGUAGAGGUUUCAAGAGAUUUAGUGUUUGAUUAUAAAAACUGGUGGUCAGAUUUUUACAGAAGAACCUGUUUGAGUAACGAAUCAUAUGGAAAAAAUGUACCUCGGAGCAAAAAAAAAUCGUUCACUAUCUCCUCAUUUUAUCACAUGACCAUUUCUUCUGCUGAAGAAAUAGUUUGCCGAGAAUUUAUAAAUUCUUUUGUAUCGGAUACAUUCCGACUGAGGAAUACUAAACGUACAAUAACCUACCCUACAACAAAAGUUUAUACCGAAAAGCUUCCCAUUAAUGAGAAAAAGAUGGCUGACAUAAAGAACACUAUUAAAUUUAUUCCGGACACUUAUUUGGCAUUUUGGGAAGAAAUUACUGCAUGGCCCACUGGAGAAAAUGAUCGAGAAGAUCAAUAA